GAGGCCAAUAAAACUCUAUUUCAAAUUCAUACUGCACAAAGUGUUCUUGACUCCUGGAUCCACUGCCUCCAACUACCUAAGGACCAUGAGACUCCUGCUCCUGACUUUUACUGUCCUUGUGUUCCUACCACAAGUGACCCCAGCCUAUGGUGGUAGAAAAAGAUGCUGGAACAACUCAGGGCGCUGCAAAAAAAAAUGCGCUGCUGAUGAAGUAAUACGAGCAGUAUGUAAGAAUCGUCAGUCCUGCUGUGUUUCACAACUAGCGGUUUUCGUCAAGGAAACUAUCACUUCUUCCCCAUCCACGAAUGGUUGGGAAGAAGAGGCUAUGGAUAGAAUUGUAUCAGUAGCAUCUACUUCAACCUACUUGGAAUAAAUAACAAGAAUAAAGAAGAUUAAAAGUCUGACCCAGCCCUGAAAACGAUAUUUCUCUCCCGUAUGUUCUUCAAAGCUCACGACUUCCUCUUGACCAUCACUCUCCCUAUCUUCAAAGUGAUAGCGUAAGUCGUAUAGAUCAACGCACUGAAAAAGAUCACAGUCACCCACUCCCACCCUCCAUCAAUGUGUAAUUCUAGAAUAAAAGGCUGUGUAAAGAAGUCCCCCAAAUUUCCAGCAUUUCCAGUGGAUAAACUCCUUGGUGCUUUUCUUGAAAUUUCA
Messenger RNA from Capra hircus (goat), 654 nucleotides. Its product is annotated as beta-defensin 118. The record is from RefSeq and is a predicted model, not a curated record. Gene Ontology annotation, cellular component: extracellular region. Lineage: Eukaryota; Metazoa; Chordata; Mammalia; Artiodactyla; Bovidae. The transcript is spliced from 2 exons. Gene Ontology annotation, biological process: innate immune response. The coding region runs from base 86 to 373 and encodes 95 amino acids.